Molecule: messenger RNA, 264 nt
Organism: Leptosia nina
Lineage: Eukaryota; Metazoa; Arthropoda; Insecta; Lepidoptera; Pieridae
Source: the annotation of a GenBank genome assembly
AUGUGCACACAGCUAAACAUCCAUAGAAAACUCCAGGAUGUGCACACAGCUAAACAUCCAUGGGAACAGGUCGCAUCUCCAGGGUUCCCCCAGAACUUCCCAUACAGCCACGCUGCACGACCACCACACCAGCGAAGUCAAUCGCCGAUGCUCAUAUUCACAACUGCAACAUUAAAUUUUGUGAAAUCGCUAUCUGACCACCAGCUCGUUCUGGGACAUCAUAGUGGGCUCUGUGGUGGUUUAUGCCCAGCUGUGGGAAAGUGA